AUGUGGAAAAGGGGUCGCACUGAGGGUAUUGGGUACCACCCAGCUGCCCUAUUCGGAGAGGCUGCUCCCCAGGUGAAGUCAGAGCGUCUGCGGGGGCUGCUUGACCGGCAGCGGGCCCUGCAGGAGACCCUGAACCUGAAACUUCAGGAGCUACGAAAAGUGUGUCUCCAGGAGGCGAAACUAACUGGCCAGCUUCCCCCUGAAUGCCCCCUGGAGCCUGGUGAACGGCCACAGUUGGUCCGACGGCAGCCCCCUGCAGCCCGCACCUACCCUCCAUCGCACCCCAACCCAGCACACCACUCCUUGUGCCCAGCUGAGGAGCUGGCUCUUGAGGCCCUGGAGCGCGAGGUGUCAGUGCAGCAGCAGAUUGCAGCAGCUGCCCACCGCCUGGCCCUGGCCCCUGAGCUGAGUGCUGAGCAGCGUCGGCGCCGGCGCCAGGUCCAGGCAGAUGCACUGCGGAGGCUGCACGAGCUGGAGGCACAGCUCGGGGAUGUGCGGGCCUGCCUUGGCCUCCCAGUGCUCCCAUCACCCCAGCCACUGCCGCUGUCCACGGGGGCAGUUAUCACCACCCAGGGAGUCUGCCUGGGCACACGCCUUGCUCAGCUAAGUCAAGAGGACGUAGUUCUGCACUCAGAGAGCAGCUCCCUUUCAGAGUCUGGGGCCAGCCAUGAUAAUGAGGAGCCCCAUGGCUGCUUUCCUCUGGCUGAGCGCCCUUCACCACCCAAGGCCUGGGACCAGCUGCGGGCAGUAUCUGGGGGCAGCCCUGAGCGGCGAGCCCCAUGGAAACUACCAUCAUCAGAUCUUUAUGGGGAUCUGAAGAGCCGGCGGAACUCUGUGGCCAGCCCCACCAGCCCCACACGCUCACUGCCCAGGAGUGCCUCAAGUUUUGAGGGGCGAAGUGUGCCUGCCACCCCUGUCCUCACCCGGGGCACUGGCCCCCAGCUCUGCAAACCCGAAGGCCUCCAUUCUCGUCAAUGGUCUGGCAGCCAGGACUCCCAGAUGGGCUUCCCCCGGGCAGACCCUGCCUCCGACCACACCUCCCUCUUCGCAGCUCGUACCCGCCGCAGCAACAGCUCUGAGGCCCUGCUCGUGGACCGGGCAGCUGGUGGGGGAGCUGGCUCCCUGCCUGCUCCUUUGCAUCCCCCUGCUGCUGUUCCCCCGGUCUGUAAGAGUAGUGAGGUGCUGUAUGAGCACCCCCAACCAGCUCCUGCCUUCUCCUCUCGUACAGCUGGCCCUCCAGACCCUCCCCGGGCUGCUCGGCCCAGCUCAGCUGCCCCAGCCUCCCGUGGGGCCCCCAGGCACCUACCUAUGUGUGGGGACUUCCUCUUGGACUAUUCACUGGAACGGGGCCUGCCCCGUGGUAGUGGCGGGGCAGGUUGGGGGGAGCUGCUACCUGCAGCUGAGGUCCCAGGACCCCUCUCCCGCCGGGAUGGGCCCCUCACCAUGCUCCCAGGCUCACCACCUGUGUAUGCAGCUGACGGCAGCAGUCCCCUCCUCCGCAGCAAGGACCCUCAUGCCCGUGCCACCCGCACCAAGCCCAGUGGCCUGCCCCUGGAGGCCUCUGAGGGUCCGGAGGUGCAUCCAACCCCUCUGCUGUGGAUGCCCCCACCCACCCGUAUCCCCCUGGCUGGUGAGCGCAGCGGCCACAAGAACCUUGCAUUGGAGGGGCUACGGGACUGGUACAUCCGGAACUCGGGACUGGCUGCAGGGCCCCAACGCCGGUCUGUGUUUCCCCACAUGGGCCCACCACACCAACCCUUCCUCCAUGUCCGCUGCUAUGAGGUGGGCCAGGCGCUGUACGGGACCCCCAGCCAGGCACCGCUCCCACACUCAAGGAGUUUCACAGCGCCCCCUGUCUCCAGCAGAUACUACGCGGACUUCCUGUACCCCCCGGAGCUGAGUACUCGUUUAAGUGACCUGACGUUAGAGGGGGAGCAAUCCUCCAGUUCUGACCCCCAGACCCCAGGGACACUGGUCUGA
This is a messenger RNA of Orycteropus afer afer, 1980 nucleotides long. RefSeq names its product coiled-coil domain containing 120 (gene CCDC120). Lineage: Eukaryota; Metazoa; Chordata; Mammalia; Tubulidentata; Orycteropodidae. The record is from RefSeq and is a predicted model, not a curated record. The transcript has 9 exons. The coding region runs from base 1 to 1980 and encodes 659 amino acids.